CGUCCUGUCCCGCAGCUGUGUGUUCUGCACCUCUCCGCCCUUACAGCUGUGUUUUAGCCCGCUCAGUUCUCUCUCUCGCCCCGAGAGCUGUGUUCUGGCCCCUGAGAGCCGUGUUCUGAAUAUUCCCGCCCUGGCUAAGUGCGUUCUGCCUGGCGUACGAGCGUCUAUAUUUUGAUCUAGAGCCAAACUACCUCAGUUUGAACGGUCGUUGUUGUGUUGGGUUUUCUGUAGGAAGGUGACAGGGUUACUCAGGAGUGUAUACGUGUGGGAAGCUUUGAAGACCUGUGUGCGCAGAUCUCGUGUGUUGGGACGCAGUGCGGUGAACAGCAGGUGACCGCGGGGCGCAGCGGUGUACGGCGUGCGUGUGAGCAGCGGCGUGAAGGAGACGCAGCGGGCGGCCUGAAGGAGACGCAGCGGGCGGCGUGAAGGAGACGCAGCGGGCGGCCUGAAGGAGACGCAGCGGGCGGCCUGAAGGAGACGCAGCGGGCGGCGUGAAGGAGACGCAGCGGGCGGCCUGAAGGAGACGCAGCGGGCGGCCUGAAGGAGACGCAGCGGGCGGCGUGAAGGAGACGCAGCGGGCGGCCUGCAGUAGACGCAGCGGGCGGCGUGGGUGAUGGUUGCGGGGCUGUGUUAGAGUACCAUGGUGCUGGUGGUCGGAGCCUCUGACUACGCCAUGUUCCCCGCCGCCAACAGGCCGCCGCCGCCGCCGCCACCGCCGCACGGGGUGGUGGCGCAGCAGGGCCACGCCGGUUACUUCUCCUACUACCCUCAGCAGGCGCACCACCACCACCACCACCACCACCCGCACCACCAGUACGCCCCACCGGACCUCAACUGCAACCUGCAGCCGUUCAUGACGGGACAGUUCAGCGAGGGGCUCCAGGGCGCCGCCUGGCACAACCCGACCAUGUACAUGCCCGCCACCCACCACUCCGCCGCCGCCCACUGCCAGCAGCGCUCACCCACCGGGUAUGACGAUUGGGCAGCGCCUCUACACCACAACGGCAGCCACGGGGGUGUAUCCCCCUUACCGCAACCCCCGAUGCUAUCCUCCGCCCCCGGGGGCAUGCAACACCCGCCCCACACCCCGUCGCCCUGCAACACCACCCAGCCAGGGCCCGCCUCGCCCAACUUCGCCCACUACCAGAAACUGGCCCCCGUCUCGGGGCCCCCGGAGUUCGCCAACGACAGCGGUGUUCCAGGGGGCGGAGGUGCGCAGUCUCCGCACGACAGCGUCCUGAACCUGGGCGAGGGGGCGGCGGAGGUGGGCUCCCCGCCCUCCGCCCACGCCGGCACCCAACGCCCACAGCAAGUGAGGUCUCCGUUUGAAUGGAUGAAGAAACCGUCCUAUCAAGCUCAGCCCAACACAGACGCAGCCUACCUGGACAUGGACGGAAUAAAUAUGAAAGGCAAGACUCGAACCAAGGACAAGUACCGGGUGGUGUAUAGUGACCACCAGCGCCUCGAACUGGAGAAGGAGUUCCACUACUCCAGAUACAUCACCAUAAGGAGGAAGUCUGAGUUGGCCUCCAUGCUGGGGCUCUCGGAGAGACAGGUGAAGAUCUGGUUCCAGAACCGCCGCGCCAAGGAGAGGAAGCAGAUGAAGAAGCGAGACGAGCUGCUGCAGAAGGAGAAGCUGGAGAGCGUCCAGUACCACACCUCGUCCAUCACGCCCGUGCCGCCCAUGGCACCCAUGCACGCCCACGUCUCCACCGCCCAGCACCUCCCCAUCUCUAAACCUCUCAUGAUGGACGUCAAACCCAUCCUGGGGCUGGAAUGACCUGAGGCUGCCUUCUAUUGGAGCCAGUGACCUGUGACCUCAAGUGCUUCACCUGACACCUGGAGCCAGGACCUGUAACAGCGUGGUUAGCGGUGGCUUGAGUGUUGGAGGUGUUUUGAUCCUGGUGUAGUUAUGGCAUGAACUGGUAUAAGUCGUGUAUGCCUGGUGCCUGCCAGUGAUGCCUUGUGUCUGACCCUAGUGACGAUCAGUGCCUGUCGUGGAUGUCGUGACCUGGACCUGAUACAAACAAUCGGUGGCUGGAAUAUAUUGUUGAAUGGCUGUGAAAAAAGCCAUUAGAAAAGCCAAUAUUUCCAAAAAGCCAUAGAAAAGCCAAUAUUAAGACAUUAUACUAUUGAAAAAUGAGUUGUAGGGCACUGUGGGGGAUAGUGUGUGUGAAGGAAUAAUAAACUCCAGUUGUUUUAGCUCAUAAGUGUGUGUAAACACGCGCAGGUCAACACGAACAUUUAUGAAAAGUGAGAUGCGAAGUGUUCAGACUUAUAUAUAUCGAGUGUCUUGUUUGGCCGCAAGAGGCUGCUGACUGGCGUCCGCAGUCAGAGGUCAGAGAAGACACACAAUCACAGGUUCAAGGUUGAAGCUCCAAUUAUUAGGCAAACAGUCGUGAUGACCCAAGAAGCAUUAAUGCUUCUUCACGACCCCAAGAAGCAUUCGUGUAAUUGUUCACGAAUACGGAAAGGUGCGAGGAGGGUGCUCUUGCGUGUAUAUAAUGACUCACAGACAACAGACUUGCGUGUCUGCGUACAGACACCGUCGCACAGAUAGGAUUCUUAUCUAGUAAGUAGGCGAGUAUGCUGUUGUAAUUUUAAUAUAUACUGUUAUUAGGAAAUGUAGCAAAUCAGGGGCACAUUUUGGCGAUACUGAGAGACUUGAGGCAUAUUUUCUUUACCCGCCUGGACACUAUCAGGGCCUUCAGUGGGGGACUUGGAGGAGAUGAGAGCUUCAGUCACUGCUGGGUUCCUAUCCUGUGAGUCACCUGGAAGUGACGGCAGCUUCACUGACUGCUGGGUUCUGUCAAUCUGUUCCUGUCUACGCCGAGACAGUUGGCCAACUGGAGAGGCUCUUCGCCAGCAGCAAAAAGAAAGCUUCAAGCGUGUCCUCUCUCCGCUUCAUGCAGCCCUCAACAGAUUGCAGCGUCCCUCAGCCCAUGGCAACAUCUGUAGUCAUGAAAUCUGGACGCCACGGCGAAUUUCUAACCUUCAGGGAAACACAUACACAACCUCCCUGCUUCAAGAGGACGGCGAGACUGCAAGCAAGUACGAACGCUUAUUGGAACACUAUAAACAACAUAGAAAACAGGAAGAACAUGGGGUGAAGAACAGGGGAAACUGAACUAAAACCAAUUUUUUUCUGAAGGGGGAUGCUCUCAGCUGUAAACAAGACACACUGCGGGGUCAUGAAGCCGUCAUGCUAGUGUGCUUCAGUUGUCUACAUUAAGGCCAAACUCAGCUUGUUUGUAAAUACCGUAGAGUGAAGACAACUUUGAGUCUGUGGAGGCUGCAUCCUGAAGUCUCUGGUGACUGUUAGAGAUACGUGAAUCUUUACAGUCUUGGUCAGAAUCUUCACAGUCUUGGUCAGAAGCUUCACAGUCUUGGUCAGAAUCUUCACAGUCUUGGUCAGAAGCUUCACAGUCUGGUCAGAACCUUCACAGUCUGAUGGGUUCUAAGAGAGUCGACGGUUCAGAGCUCCGUGAAGAUAAGUUGUGAUGUAUGUGUCAUUUUUGUAAUUUAUUCUUAUCAUUAUUUUUUAUGUCUGGAUGACAAGUCAUGGACCUAUUAGCAGCAGUGUUACACACACCCACA
Procambarus clarkii (red swamp crayfish) is the source of this 3597-nucleotide messenger RNA. Its product is annotated as caudal type homeobox. The record is from RefSeq and is a predicted model, not a curated record. NCBI's taxonomy places the organism in Eukaryota, Metazoa, Arthropoda, Malacostraca, Decapoda, Cambaridae. Gene Ontology annotation, biological process: anterior/posterior axis specification; cell differentiation; animal organ morphogenesis. Gene Ontology annotation, cellular component: nucleus. Gene Ontology annotation, molecular function: RNA polymerase II transcription regulatory region sequence-specific DNA binding; DNA-binding transcription factor activity, RNA polymerase II-specific.